AUGAAUGAAGAUGAAGAUGAAGAUUUAGAUGGAGUUCCAAUCACUAUGCCUUACGGUUUAUCUGAAGAGAGUUUGGCACCAUCCACCAUGCAGAAUGUAUCAGAGAAAAAGUUACAGGAAUUGAAGGGCGGUGUCUCUACAAAGGUAUCGUUGUUGGAUAAACACAGGAUUGAUGCCGAUCGAAAGAAAAAGAGAGAUCAAGACGAGACUGCAAAGGUGUUUCAGGACUUUGUUGCCACUUUCGAUGGUGGCGAGAACCAGGCCAGCGCGUCAUCCGCCAAGAAGAAGCCAAUGUUUGUAAAAGCCGCUACAUUCCUCAUGGACGACAAUGGUGAUGAGAAAGAAGAGGAAAUCAAUGAGAGAGACAGAGAUACUGAUAGAAAUAACAGCAACAGCAACAACAAGAAUAACAACGAUGGUUUAAAGUCACCUAUUCUGUCAAAUACAGCUUCGUCCAAUCAGCCACCCAUCGUCAGAAAGCAAGGAAAGUCAAGAUUGAUCGACGAGCUGAAAGAGGAAUUCAAACAGAAUCAAGAAGAGCGAGAGAAGGAUAAAGAUAAGAUGAAAUCAUCAAGGGAUAGAGACAGAGACAGAAGGGACAGAGACAGACGAGAUAGAUCAAGAAGUAGAAGUAGAGAUAGAUACAGAGAUAGAGAUAGACAUUAUAGUGAUAGAGACAGAGAUAGAGAUAGGGACAGAAGUAGAAGUAGAAGUAGAGAUAGAUAUAGGGAUAGAGAUAGAGAUAGAGACAGGGAUAGAGACAGACAUUAUAGUGAUAGAGAUAGGGAUAGGGAUAGGGAUAGAAGAGACAGAGACAGGGACAGAGAUAGUCAUAGAGAUAGGGAUAGAAGUAGAAGUAGAAGUAGAGAUAGAAAUAGACAUAGAGAUGGCAGAGACAGUAGGGACAGUAGAGAUUCUAGGGAUGCAACCUCUAGAGCUGGUGAGAGUGAUAGCAAGGAAGACACUUCUAGUUAUACUACUCUGUUCAUUAGACAGCUCGCAAACAAUAUUACAGAGGAUGACUUGAGAAAGCAGUUCUCAAAGUAUGGUAGUAUUGUGAUGGUAAAGAUUGUACCACCAAAGAAUCCGCAGACACCUUACUGCGCGCUGGUCGCAUACACCGACCACAAGUCAGCGAGUGAUGCGCGUUACUAUCUCGAUAACAAACAGAUGUUGGGCAGAGAGAUGAAGAUUGCAUGGGCAAAGAAUCAGGUUCCUAUUCCAGGAUCGUCGUCGUCGUCAUCGGUCAAUCCCGCAACUGCUAACCCUAACCAACCGGCGGUGUCGUCCGGUACGAAUACACCGAUGAUGAUGACAACAACUACACCUAUGUUUGUAUCACAGCAGCAACAACAACAGCACCAACAACAAAAAAUCAAAGUAAUGGUUCCACAACAGAAGGAGUUGAAAGAUACAAUUGACAGACUAGCUGGAUUUGUAGCCAGAGAAGGAUACCCAUUCGAAAAGGAAAUAAUGGAGCGUGAGAUAAACAAUCCGACCUAUUCGUUCUUGUUUGACAAUAAUUGUGAUGAUUAUCAUUACUAUUGUUGGAAAGUGUACACAUUGGUAGAUGAGUUUGCCAAAUGUAAAUCAGCACCAGUACAAGUCAUCGAAGAUGGUCCAACCUAUACUCCACCACUUCAACCACUUAAUCAUGAUAGCAAUGUCUCUAAACAAUCAAAAGAUAUAGAUACAAAGAAUACAGAUAAAGAUCAUAUUGAUAGAGAUAAUAGAGAUAGAGAUAGAUCAAGAAGUAGAAGUCGUGAUACACAUAUGAGAGAUAAGGAUAGAGAUAGAUCUAGAAGUAGAACAAGAAGUAGAGAUAGAAGAGAUAGGGAUAGGGAUAGAGAUAAAGAUAGGGACAGACACAGAGAUAGAGAUAGAAGUAGAGAUAGAGAUAGAAGCAGAGAUAGAGACAGGGAUAGAGAUAGAUAUAGAGGAAGUGAUAGAGAUAGAGACAGAGAUAGAUAUGGUAGUAGUAGCAGUAAGUCGAGUAGAGACGGAGGUAAAGGAUCGAAGCUGAGUAAAGGAAAAGUUAUUGGUAGUUCCGAUAGAAAUAGAUUCCUGGAUAUAUUACGGUCGUUGAACACCUCACGACAGAGAAUCAAAGAGGCAAUGGGAUUCUCUAUUGAUUGCUCAGAGUUUAGCAAUGACAUUGUCGAUAUGAUCAUUCAAUCGAUAUACAACCAGAGUAACCAGCCAUUCAAGUUGAAGAUCGCCCGUCUCUUCUUGAUAUCCGAUAUACUCUGUAACUGCACGGUGUCGGUGCAGAACGUCUCUUCGUUCCGAGGACUAUUCGAAAAGCAGUUGCCCUACUUCUUUGAGAGUCUCAAUGAGACACUGCGAGGUAUCACCGGACGUGUCACUGCGUUCAACUUUAAGGAUCAGAUUAUCAAGGUGUUGACCUACUGGGAGUACUCAUCGAUCUAUCCAAAGACAUUCAUUCAAGGAUUGAGAUUCACAUUCCUGAAUACCAGUCCAAUUGAGCCAAUCAUAAAGAAGAAUCAACAACAAGAAGAAGAAGAAGAAAAGAAGGAAGAGGUAGAGGAAGAUGAUGAUAUUGAUGGUAUUCCAUUGAAUCAAACACUACCACCACCAAAGAAACAAGAUGCCAACAACAAUAGUAGUGAAAAUAGGAAGAAUGCAUUGGAGGAGAUGGAACGACUCUGUAAGACAAGUGGAUUGGUUAGAAGUGGCUCGUUGGAGGAGAUGGAAGCGAGAUACAAGUUGUACCAAGAUUUCGUAUUGGAGGAAGCAAAGAAGGAACCGACCAUCGAGCUGCAACAGAUAGACUACAAGAGAAUCGAUGACGAAGUUCAAGACUACAAGAAUCGUUUGUUAUUAUCGAGCAAAAACGAUCCAGAGACAAUCAGUGAUAGCAUCAAGCAAUACAGAGAGACAUUGAUUUCCACCUACUCAAAGAACUUCCAUAACACCACCAUCAUAUCAACACCAUCAUCGACCAUCGGAUCAUCAGUCAACGAUUCAACGAAAAAGAGAGAUUAUAAUAAUGAUAGCAAUAGUUUAAAUGAUACAUUAUCACAUAAAAAAUUAAAGAAAUAA
This is a messenger RNA of Heterostelium album PN500, 3063 nucleotides long. Its product is annotated as RRM and SURP domain-containing protein. NCBI's taxonomy places the organism in Eukaryota, Evosea, Eumycetozoa, Acytosteliales, Acytosteliaceae. The record is from RefSeq and is a predicted model, not a curated record. Gene Ontology annotation, cellular component: nucleus. Gene Ontology annotation, molecular function: RNA binding. Gene Ontology annotation, biological process: RNA processing. The coding region runs from base 1 to 3063 and encodes 1020 amino acids. The transcript is spliced from 2 exons.